AUGGAUAAUUUCGAUACCGAUAUAUACUUCGAAUUUAAAACAUAUAAAGAAUUCCGAAAAGAACGAUUAAAAUUAAACUAUGAUAAUACAUUAAAAUUAUGGUAUGCACUACCUAAUGGUCUACCAACAAAUGAUAACAAUCGAGUUAGACGGCAAACACCUAAACAACAACGAGCACGUUUAAGAAAAAUGAAAUUUUUUGCUUUCUAUUCUAUAUUUCUCAAGAAAACAUUCCUCAAAAAGAAAAUUCAUUCAAAAGGUUUUCAACUAUGGAAUGAAACAUUAAAUGUACCCACAUUAAAAGAUGAAUCUCUUUAUGGGAUGUAUCAAUCAAUGGGUCGAAACACUGCGGAAUUCUUUAAUAAAGCACGACAAUAUGAUGAUACAAUCAGUUAUGAAGAAUUAUUUAAAGCUAGCCGAACUCUUUGGUUUAUGAUUGCUUUUCAAAUGCAACUCAAUUUACCCUUAAUUUUAACUGAUUCUAUGUUUGGUUAUAAUAUGCUUUAUCCAUAUACAGAUGAUUUAGUCGAUUGCAACGAUAUAAGUCGUAAAGCAAAAGUCAAUUUCGCAAAACUUUUUCGUAAACGUCUACUGAUCGGUGAAUCAACGUAUAAUCCUAAAGUACAUUUUGAUGGAAAACAAUCCAAUGUUGCUGAAUUAAAUUUACCAUCAUCAUUACAACCACAAGCUAAUCGUAUAGUAAAAAUAUUUGAUAUGAUUAAAUUUAUUGAAAAUGAUUGGAGACGUGGUGGUGAACAUGAAAGUGUUUAUAUGGGUUUAGCUACAAUACAUGAAUCGCAAAUGAAAUCAACAUUACAACAUGCAAGAACUGAAGAUGAUUAUGCACCAACAAUGGCACAAGUUGAACAAGUUAGUGCUGAAAAAGGCGGUGCAACAUUAAUAGCUGCUGGACUCUUAAUUGAAGGACGAUUAACGAGAGCUAAAAUGGCUUAUUUAGAAUAUUUAGGAUUUGGUUUACAAUUACUUGAUGAUUUACAAGAUGUAAAAGAAGAUAUGAAGAAUAAUCAUCGAACAAUUUUUACUCAAACUCUUGCUGAAGAUCAAACAUUAGAUGCACCAACGGCACGUCUUAUACAAUAUUGUUAUUGUAAACCAGCAUUUGAAACAUUUAGUGAUGAUCAACGCACAGUUUCAGAUCGAAAAACUGGUGUUACAUUAGCUGAAUAUAUUCGAGUUUCAAUGAUGAUGUUUUCGAUUGUAUUGAUUUUAGAAGCUGCCUCUCAACUACAAGAAUAUUAUUCAAAAGAAUUCUAUCGUGAAUUAUCUUCAUUAAGUCCAGUUACAUUUAAAGAUCUCAAGCCAGCUCGUAUUGAAGAAAGAGUUUGGGCUAUUGUACGAAAUCAAAGGCUUUAA
This is a messenger RNA of Rotaria sp. Silwood1, 1374 nucleotides long. The record is from the annotation of a GenBank genome assembly. Lineage: Eukaryota; Metazoa; Rotifera; Eurotatoria; Philodinida; Philodinidae.